GGUUAUUUGUAUUUCAACAUGGCGGACGGCAUGGAUGGUGACUUGGAUUCGACUGUGGCGUCAGUUUUGUCCUUAGCAGAGAAAAGCAAUAAAGAGAAAUAUAGAUCAAUAGAGGUCACAAAGGAUGUAGAGCCAGACCUAGAUAUUGGGAAUUUAUUAGCUACAGAUCUUCAGCCUGUUGAUGGACAAGAAUUUAGGAAAAAUAAAGAGGACUUUCUUAGAAAUCUUGCCAGAGAUAAUACGCAGCUGCUGUUGAAUGCUAUUUGGAAGCUUCCGCACGAAAGAUCUGAAGGAGUUGUUAUUGUAAAGCUACCUGAGCCAUAUACGGUUAUUCCCAGAGAAAAACCAAUCCCAAAACCAAAACUGCCCUCAAAAUGGGAAGAAUUUGCCAAAAGAAAGGGCAUCACAAAAAAGAAACGUGAGAGGAUGAUUUUAGAUAAAAACACUCAAGAAUGGAAGCCACGUUUUGGAUACAAAAGAGGAAAUGAUGAAACUCAGGAGUGGCUUUUGGAGGUUCCUCAGAAUGCAGAUCCAUAUGAAGACCAGUUUGAGAAAAAAUUUGAAGCAAAGAAGGAAAGAGUUGCUAAGAAUGAAUACCAAAGGCUGAGAAACAUAGCAAGAAACAGAAAGAUUUCUGUUCCAAAUAAAGAUCUUGCCCCUUCAUCUGGACGACAAAGCAAAGAACAGAUCUCAGAAAAGUUAAACAUCAGCAGACUCUCUACUGCAUCAUUGGGAAAAUUUACUGAAAAACUGCGUGAUGAAAAGAUUUCAAGGAAAACUGGAAAGAAGCGAAAGUUCGAGCCUGUUGUGGGUGACUUGUCAAAUGAACGAAGCCGAAGCAGAGAACUGGCAGAGAAAAUAGCCAGAAUAGGUCCCCUUGAUGUCAAUAAGGCAGUAAACCAACACAUAACAGAAGUACAGAAAAGGUAGGCAAACUGCCACCAGAGUUAAAGUGUAAUGUAAAAGAACCGAUUUAUUUAAGUAUCGGUCAAAGGUAACAUGACAGUCUCCACUCGAAAAUUAAAUUAAUACUUGAACAGUUAGAGGAUCAAGAGUUGAGUACGGAGACUGACC
This is a messenger RNA of Pocillopora damicornis (cauliflower coral), 1074 nucleotides long. RefSeq names its product ribosome biogenesis regulatory protein homolog. Lineage: Eukaryota; Metazoa; Cnidaria; Anthozoa; Scleractinia; Pocilloporidae. Gene Ontology annotation, biological process: endonucleolytic cleavage in ITS1 to separate SSU-rRNA from 5.8S rRNA and LSU-rRNA from tricistronic rRNA transcript (SSU-rRNA, 5.8S rRNA, LSU-rRNA); ribosomal large subunit biogenesis; ribosome biogenesis. Gene Ontology annotation, cellular component: nucleolus; preribosome, large subunit precursor; nucleus. Gene Ontology annotation, molecular function: protein binding. The record is from RefSeq and is a predicted model, not a curated record.